Molecule: messenger RNA, 330 nt
Organism: Paecilomyces variotii
Lineage: Eukaryota; Fungi; Ascomycota; Eurotiomycetes; Eurotiales; Thermoascaceae
Exons: 1
Coding region: 1-330 (109 amino acids)
Molecular function (GO): catalytic activity; flavin adenine dinucleotide binding
Source: RefSeq, a predicted model, not a curated record
AUGCACCUUGUUGUCAACAUUGUCUGCGGUGGUAACGAGGAUGACAAACUCAAAGCAGUUGCGGCGAUUCGCAAAAUGAUCGAUGAAUGCGCAAAGGCUGGCUACGGAGAAUAUCGAACCCAUACCCUGCUUGCAGAUCAGGUAGCGCACAUGUACGGCUGGAACAACCAAGCAAUGCUCAAAUUCCAUGAAGCAAUCAAGGACAGCUUGGAUACCAACGACCUUGCUCCCGGGCGCAACGGUAUAUGGCGGAACAGAUACAGAAAAGCCCAUACAGCGAUAAUAGACAACAUUGGCCCCGAAGACUUGAUCCAGACUCUCAUCUGCUGA